This is a messenger RNA of Molossus molossus (Pallas's mastiff bat), 612 nucleotides long. Its product is annotated as putative KHDC1-like protein. Gene Ontology annotation, cellular component: cytoplasm. The record is from RefSeq and is a predicted model, not a curated record. Gene Ontology annotation, molecular function: RNA binding. The transcript is spliced from 4 exons. Bases 1 to 612 code for a protein of 203 amino acids. NCBI's taxonomy places the organism in Eukaryota, Metazoa, Chordata, Mammalia, Chiroptera, Molossidae.
AUGGGCCGGAAUCCGGAGGAAAUACCUAAGCUUACCAUUGUGCUAGAGAAGGAGCACCGGGCACAGCUCCCCGUGAAGGCUUAUAAGUAUGUGCUGGCUAUUGUUUGCUUAUUUUCAGACCUGAGAAGGAGCAGCUUGGACAUGGAAACAAGGGCUUACGGCGAGGAGCCUUGGUGGACGGUGCCUAAAAACUUCCAUCUUCCACUGAUAUUUUACAUGGAGGAGGAGCAGGAGGAGCGCAUCUUUGGCCGCCAGGACGCAGACCUUCAUCGCGUGGAGGUGCACAGCCACUGCCUCAUCCAGCUGGAAAGCUGGUUCACAGCCACAGGCCAGACACGCGUCACUGUUGUCGGACCACCUGAGGCCAGGCAGUGGCUGUGCCUCAUGGUCUGGAACUUGGAGAGUGGGGACUCGGACCGGCAGGCCCAAGGCCUUGAGAUGCUGCAGCAUGUCCGGAGCCAGUCACUGACCAAGGAUGACCUGGCAGCCACCCCCCGUAUUCAGCGGCACCCCACGGCCCUGACUUUGCCAGUCAGGGUGGGCAGGCCUGUCCAUCCUAGGCUUUCUCAGGCUUUGCCUCACCGGUGGGCUGGUCCUUCUGGAUUCCGUUAG